Aspergillus puulaauensis is the source of this 2241-nucleotide messenger RNA. RefSeq lists its product as uncharacterized. Gene Ontology annotation, molecular function: actin binding. Lineage: Eukaryota; Fungi; Ascomycota; Eurotiomycetes; Eurotiales; Aspergillaceae. The record is from RefSeq and is a predicted model, not a curated record. The coding region runs from base 1 to 2241 and encodes 746 amino acids. Gene Ontology annotation, biological process: actin cytoskeleton organization. The transcript is spliced from 4 exons.
AUGGCAGCUUUGGUACAGACGAUUCCUCAGCAAAGCAGCGCGGUUCCGGUGCUCCAAACUCGCCCCUCUUCCUCCUCGGGUGCUUUCACAACUUCUCAGUCUUUACAGCAAACAAACUCUCGAACCCCCGCUAUGUCUUGGAAUACAUACAACACGACUGGCAAUUCGGGGGGAUAUAGGCAAGGCCAUCAGGUUGUGGCUCCCUACGCCUUUACCAGCACCCCCAACCUCUCCAAUUCACCAAAUGUGCAAAACCGUCAGUCAUGGUCUCCUAAUCUGAGACCCGAGCAUCGAACUUCUUCUGCUCCGUCCGCACCUCAACUCCCAGCGAAUGGUGCUGUCGCCGGAAUCAAUUCACGCCCCGUCAACCACACUGCAGCUGGUUCUGUAUCUACUUCAUCUUCCAACUCUUCUGUCCAGUCAUACAUUUCUAAAGACGACACGGCUAUUCCCACCCGAAAACUCCACAGUGAUUCCUCCGUCCGACCCCUAUCUACCGCCAACUUACCUUCACCCACGCCCCCAUUCAUGAACAUAUCCUCGCCUACUGUGUCCCGCCCAUCGCCUGAUCGAUACCGUCGUGGAAACCGUCGCUCGGAUGCAACGGCGGGGGCCACAACAACGGGGGGCGUGCCGGCACGGGUGUCCCCACCAAUUAUGGAUGAAAACCAGCAACAGGCGACGUCCUCCGGACCCGUAGGAGUCAGAAACCUCGUACCGGAAAACAAAUCUCAUACGAUAGGGCAUACCAGAGCCCCCAGUGCAGACGAUGUUUCACGAUCCGAGAAACCUCAGCUGCCAGAAUUAGCAAAGCGGUAUCGACGGAGGAGCUGGGGACAUAUCGACAACACUGGUCUCAUAAACCUUGAGCUUAAGUUGCCCGCAGCAUCCCCAAUUCCGAUGCACAAGGGGCAGGAUUAUUUUGAUCAAGAGCGGCCUAGGUCGGCUCAGUCACAUAAGGAAGUAUCGGGGAGCAUCCAUUCUGCUCGCUCCUCUAACUCAUCUGUGGCCGAUGCGGGAACUGCAUCGCCAAAGCCUGCUGCAAAGCCGGAUGAUACCAAGCGCGCAACCAAACCCUCCCCAUUAUCUCAGCCUGUUUCUGCAGAACCCGCUUCGCCACAAACUGCGCAACAAACCCAGCGGGAACCGCCUAAGCUGGCAAGUCCUGCUUCGCAACGCUUGGCAGAACUCUCGAAAAAAGAUACACAACGACCGGGGAAAUCACGGUUGAGGAGAGCUUUCUCGUUUGGAAGUGCCUCCGAACUACUGAAAGCCUCGCAGGCUGGCCAACGCAAGGAUGGACUACCCGUGGACAAAUCCCGCAGGGAUUUACUGCAGGAAGAAUUAGGUGCGGAACAAGCUGCUAUAGCCGAGCAGCAGGAAGCCAGCGGCUUGGGUGAAAGUAUAUACUCGCAUCACCAAGGUCGCUUCUUCAACAGUUCUACGGAUAACUUGUCCAUCUCUUCCACCGCAUCCUCCGCAUCAAUCAUGCUACGGAAGAUGGGCAAGGGGAUGAAACGGUCCACCCGUUCUCUUGUUGGGAUAUUCCGACCGAAAUCCGCUCUGGUCACGUCACCCACAGACGAUAUUACAGCAGAGCCGAUGGCGCCACAGGUGUCGGUUGUGAAUAUUGAAGCAGAUAGAAAGAGCGUCGCGGCAAAUGCGGAUCCUCAGGAACUUCCUCAUGGCGGGACAGUAUUUCCUAAGAUAGAAAUUUCUGGCCCUGGUGGUGCCAGUCAGGAGGACUUGGCAGAAUCAUUGCAAUCGCGUAAAAGCAUUGUUGGAGGAGACAGAGAACGUGCAGAGGUUCUUGCAGCUGUCAGAAAGGGUAUCCUCAAAAAAGCCCACCCUGACAACACAACCCCCACGCCGGCUAAACCCAGCUCACAAGACAACGGCACCGAUUCGCCUCAGUCCAGUGCGCCCAGCACUCCUGAAGAUCAGCCUAGGACCGGGAUCCGGCGUCCCGACACUGUCAAAAUAGCCGGCGAAGAUGAGUUAUCUGAAGCCAAGAAUGUGACCCUGGGACCUCAAGCAAUGGCUUCCAAGAGCCUCAUUUUUAGCCCUCGAAUCCAGUUUCACGAGACAUGGCCCAGUGGAGAAUAUGAUCGACGGGGAGAUAUCGCAACAUGCAACCGGCUCACUCCGCUACUCGCCCAGCAAAUCAAAGAAGAGCUGAAUACUUUCAAGAUGGAGAUGGAAGUUCACGAAACCUCGAAGAUCUAUACACACUUUCUCUGA